This is a messenger RNA of Peromyscus eremicus (cactus mouse), 1113 nucleotides long. RefSeq names its product carbonic anhydrase 15-like. Lineage: Eukaryota; Metazoa; Chordata; Mammalia; Rodentia; Cricetidae. The transcript has 8 exons. Bases 139 to 1113 code for a protein of 324 amino acids. The record is from RefSeq and is a predicted model, not a curated record. Gene Ontology annotation, molecular function: carbonate dehydratase activity; zinc ion binding. Gene Ontology annotation, cellular component: plasma membrane.
CCCCGCCCCAGCAUGUCCACAGGAUACUUAUCCACACCUCUUGUUCACCAGCCAAUGAAUGAGUAGCCCUCCGAGUAGCCUGGCCACACGUUUCUUAUCCAGUUUGCAGUUCUCCAGAGUCACAACCACUGCUGCAUCAUGUGGGCCCUGGGCUUUCUGCUCCACUUCCUCGCCAUGCAACCAGUGGCACAGGUGGACUCCACGGGUACCUGGUGCUACGACUCCCAAGACCCAAAGUGCGGCCCCACCCACUGGAAGGAGCUAGCACCUGCUUGUGGGGGCCCAGCCCAAUCCCCUAUCAACAUCGACCUUGGUUUGGCCCAGCGGGACUACACUCUCGAGCCCUUCAUCUUUCAAGGCUAUGAUACAGCACCUCUAGACCCUUGGACCCUGGAGAACAAUGGCCAUACAGUGCUAUUACAAGUAAGUUCCGGUCAGCAGAGCUGCCCAGUGAUCCGAGGGGCUGGGCUGCCAUCGCCAGGGUACCGGCUACUGCAGCUGCACUUCCACUGGGGCAGCCCAGGGCACCAAGGCUCAGAGCACAGCCUGGACGAGAAGCAUGGCUCUAUGGAGAUGCACAUGGUCCACGUGAACACCAAGUACCGGGACCUGAGGGAGGCACAAAGCCACCCGGAUGGGCUUGCCGUGCUGGCUGUACUGCUGGUGGAGGAGGACAGGGACAAUACCAAUUUCUCUGCCAUUGUGUCUGGCCUAAAAAACUUAUCUUCACCUGGGGUCUCUGUGAACCUGACGUCCACCUUUCCACUGGCCUCCCUGCUGCCAAGUGCUGCGGGGCUCUUACGCUUCUACCGAUACUCCGGGUCUCUAACCACGCCGGGCUGCGAGCCGGCCGUGCUCUGGACAGUCUUUGAAAACACCGUACCCAUUGGGCGCGCGCAGGUAGCACAGUUCCAGACCAUACCCCAGACUGGGCCACCGGGCUUGCACUCCAGACCGCUCGUGGAUAAUCUCCGCCCUCAGCAACCUCUUGGAGGGCGCAGGGUAUCAGCCUCUCCUGGAGCAUCCCUCCGGUCAUCAGUUUCUCCCCUGCCCUGUUUGCACCUGGCUCUUUUGGGCUUGGGAGUCGGCCUGAGGCUGUGGCAGGGCCUCUAG